This is a messenger RNA of Ziziphus jujuba (common jujube), 884 nucleotides long. RefSeq lists its product as uncharacterized. The coding region runs from base 272 to 718 and encodes 148 amino acids. NCBI's taxonomy places the organism in Eukaryota, Viridiplantae, Streptophyta, Magnoliopsida, Rosales, Rhamnaceae. The record is from RefSeq and is a predicted model, not a curated record. Gene Ontology annotation, molecular function: DNA binding. Gene Ontology annotation, cellular component: SOSS complex. The transcript has a single exon. Gene Ontology annotation, biological process: response to ionizing radiation; double-strand break repair via homologous recombination; mitotic cell cycle checkpoint signaling.
CGCGGGAAUUUUGGUCUAAAUUUUAAUUCCGGAAUUUGCAUUUUUUAGGUUUUUUUUUUUUUUUUUUUUUAUCCCUCUCUUUCUAAUUUUUUUUUUUUUUUUUUUAAGGUUUUCUUCCCUCUAUUUUUUCUAAAUAUAUUAUUUUAUUUAUUUCUUAACAUAUGUAUGUAUAUAUUACGUAAGCUCAUAGCUACCACGGUCAAAAAUCCCUCUGGGCUAACGCGGUUUUAGACUCGUAAAAAGGAGGUGGUGCGCAUAAGGUGUUCGAAGAAUGGCCAUGGUGUCAGAAACCAAAAAAAUUGAAUCAUCAUCACUCAGAGAUAUAGUGCCUGCAGCUCAGAACAACAUAAACACACAAUUCAUACUCCUAGAGAAGGGAAGGAUAACCACAGAAGGCCAGAAUAAAACAUGCUUGGCACUCGUGGCCGACGAGACCGCCGCUGUACACUUCCAGUUCUGGGGUGAAGAGUGCGAAGCGUUCGAAGCCGGGGACAUAAUAUGUUUGGAACAUGGAAUAUUUUCAUACACCAGGAACAAUCUGGUGCUUAGGGCCGGCAAGAGAGGGAAGAUAGUGAAGGUUGGAGAAUUCACAAUGGCUUUCGUCGAGACUCCCAACAUGAGCGAAAUCCGAUGGGUCCCUGAUCCCAAUAACUCCAAGCGAUACGUGCAGGAGGCUGUGAUUUCUCCUCACUCCCGCAUCUUUCCACCAAAAUCUUGAAAAUCAGUCCCAGUUUUCUGCUUUCGUGGAACUCUAAUAAAUUGUUACUCUUCUUACUUUUUUUUUGGGUUAAAUAAACUGUCAGCUGGCGGCCUUGUGACCUAUAAUGAGGCAUCCAAUCAGAGAUCUGCAUUUUAUAGCAAUAAAGAAUAUUUUACAUGGACAA